This is a messenger RNA of Bubalus bubalis (water buffalo), 4390 nucleotides long. RefSeq names its product protein phosphatase 2 regulatory subunit B'gamma (gene PPP2R5C). The transcript has 15 exons. Gene Ontology annotation, biological process: signal transduction; protein dephosphorylation. Gene Ontology annotation, molecular function: protein phosphatase activator activity. Gene Ontology annotation, cellular component: nucleus; protein phosphatase type 2A complex; cytosol. Lineage: Eukaryota; Metazoa; Chordata; Mammalia; Artiodactyla; Bovidae. The coding region runs from base 187 to 1806 and encodes 539 amino acids. The record is from RefSeq and is a predicted model, not a curated record.
CCGCCGCUGCCGCCGCCGCGGCUGCCGCAGCCUCUGGGAGCCUGGGAAAGGGGAACCGCGAGCGAGCGAACGACUCAGUCCCCGGGCGGCGGCGGCGGCGGCGGCGGCGGCGGCGGCGGCGGCGGCGGCCGGGAGGGGGAGGCGCGACGGCCGGGGCGGGGGAGGCGGCGGCGGUCCGCACCAGCCAUGCCGAAUAAAAACAAGAAGGAGAAAGAAUCACCCAAAGCAGGGAAGAGUGGAAAAAGUUCAAAAGAAGGACAAGACAUAAUAGACUCAGAGAUUCCCAGCAGGAAAAACAGCCUUAUUGCUGCCCCGUCUGCAGUGUCUAGUAAAAUAAAAGUGCCAGCCCCUCAGCCCAUAGUGAAGAAAGACAAACGGCAAAAUUCUUCCAGGUUUAGCGCCAGCAAUAAUAGAGAACUUCAAAAACUACCGUCUUUAAAAGAUGUUCCUCCUGCUGAUCAAGAGAAGCUUUUCAUCCAGAAGUUACGUCAGUGUUGUGUCCUCUUUGACUUUGUUUCCGAUCCACUAAGUGACCUAAAGUGGAAGGAAGUAAAACGAGCUGCUUUAAGUGAGAUGGUAGAAUAUAUCACCCAUAAUCGGAAUGUGAUCACAGAGCCUAUUUACCCAGAAGUAGUCCAUAUGUUUGCAGUUAACAUGUUUCGAACGUUACCACCUUCCUCCAACCCCACGGGAGCAGAAUUUGACCCAGAGGAAGACGAGCCAACGUUAGAAGCAGCCUGGCCUCACCUGCAGCUUGUUUAUGAGUUUUUCUUAAGACUUUUAGAGUCUCCAGAUUUCCAACCUAAUAUAGCGAAGAAAUAUAUUGAUCAGAAGUUUGUAUUGCAGCUUUUAGAGCUCUUUGACAGUGAAGAUCCCCGCGAGAGAGAUUUUCUCAAAACUACCCUUCACAGAAUCUAUGGAAAAUUCUUAGGCUUAAGAGCUUACAUCAGAAAACAGAUAAAUAAUAUAUUUUAUAGAUUUAUUUAUGAAACAGAGCAUCACAAUGGCAUAGCAGAAUUACUGGAAAUAUUGGGAAGUAUAAUUAACGGAUUUGCCUUACCACUAAAAGAAGAGCACAAGAUUUUCUUAUUGAAGGUGUUAUUACCUUUGCACAAAGUGAAGUCUCUGAGCGUCUACCAUCCGCAGCUGGCCUACUGCGUGGUGCAGUUUUUAGAGAAGGACAGCACCCUCACUGAGCCGGUGGUAAUGGCACUUCUCAAGUACUGGCCAAAGACCCACAGUCCAAAAGAAGUCAUGUUCCUGAACGAAUUGGAAGAGAUUCUGGACGUCAUUGAGCCGUCAGAGUUCGUGAAGAUCAUGGAGCCUCUUUUCCGGCAGCUGGCCAAGUGCGUCUCCAGCCCCCACUUCCAGGUGGCGGAGCGGGCGCUGUACUACUGGAACAACGAGUACAUCAUGAGCCUGAUCAGCGACAACGCGGCCAAGAUCCUGCCCAUCAUGUUCCCGUCCCUGUACCGCAACUCCAAGACCCACUGGAACAAGACAAUACAUGGCUUGAUAUACAACGCACUGAAGCUCUUCAUGGAGAUGAACCAAAAACUGUUUGAUGACUGCACCCAGCAGUUUAAAGCAGAGAAACUGAAAGAGAAGCUAAAAAUGAAAGAACGAGAAGAAGCGUGGGUUAAAAUAGAAAACCUAGCCAAAGCAAACCCCCAGGCACAGAAGGACCCGAAGAAGGAGCGGCCCCUGGCACGCCGCAAGUCCGAGCUUCCCCAGGACCCGCACGCCAAGAGCGCCCUGGAGGCCCACGGCCGCGCCGAGGAGCCGGCGCCCCAGGACGGGCGCUAGCCCCCACGCCCGCCUGUAGAGAAGACACGCUCCGUGUGCCAUACCAGUCAGUCACACUCAAGUCCAAGCUUUCUCCAACCCUGUCUGUAGGCAAUCACAUCCUUCCGCCUCAGCUCGAGACUAGGAGUUCAAACAAUGGUGACCCCUCCAGGGCUGUGCGUGCACCCCCCCCAAUUCGGGGUCCCCGCACGGCCCCACGUAAGAUGGUUCCCCAAAAUCAGAGCUAAGGAAAGCACCCCAGUCAUCACCUUCACGCUCUCCCCAAAUGGGAUUUGCGAUCAUUUAGGAUAGGUGGGUCCUAUGAGAAUAUCAAUGGUUUUCAAAUCAAAGGAACACUAUAAAAGAGUAUCACAUAUUUUUUAAGACUGUACAGCCCUUCAGACUCUUACACCAACAGUUUCUUUCUGGGUGGGUUUUUUUUGGUCUGUUUUUGUUUUAAUCCCACCAAGGUGGGUCUAUGCUGUUGAUCUUAACACAGCUCACUGGGAAAGUGACGUGACCCUUCUGCGCCGUGUCUUCCCGAGGUAUCACUUUACUCCAACCAGUGCCGUGCGCACCACGUCCUGCUGCUGCGUGUCACUAAAGCCAUAUUUCCAGGUCUGUGGUCCAGCACCAGGGUUCCGGGAGUGAGCUCAUAGGAGAAAUUUGUUAAAAAAAUAUAUAUAUAAGCUUUCUCUUGCCUGGAAUUGGAACUUUAAAGUGGUGCGCUCAAUGUCUUACUUUGAAGAAUGAUUUUUCUUUACUUAACACGUUGUUACCCUUGAAUGAGGCUCUUCAAUUGAUAAAUUCUCUGAGAAUUCCACAUUUUAUAGAAAGUCAGAAGGGAAUCAUAUUGAGUGAGGCCAGCUCUAGGCCCGAGACAGGCCACAGCUGCCUUUGGGCAGAAGUCACAGAAUCAGUGCCGUGGGCAAGUGCCACUUCCCACGGUGCAGUGCCCAGGGAUUCAUGGAGGCGGCGGCGGCGGCGGCGGCGAUGGCCUCCGAGGAGUCUCUGUUGCAAGAGGACACCUUAGUCGAAGCUUCAUAAGGAAAAUACAGCGUCUGAGUCUUCACUGGUCUUCAAUGCUGCUAAAUAUUUCAGACUUCCUUGCAUGUAUUAAGCUCUUUGUUUUCAAUGGGACAGCACGAGGAGAAAAGUCUUUAAACUUAAGGCUCUGUUCUUUAUGUCUCUCCUGGUGGCCAGUAUUUUGACUGACUUAUCCUGCUCGAAAGCUAUUUGAGAUGCACACCGCCCCUGUCAACCAGUGAUUCUAGUUUCCCGUGUCUCUGGCGUAAGAUGCUACAACUUGAUGUUAAAUGUCUGGAUGCUUCAGAGGCUUCCGUCAGGAUGUAUCUCUCACUCAAGGUCUGGGGGGGACGCAUUCAGAUCCUGUGAGGAGCGGAGCAGACAUCGUUCCCCAUGCAGCUCGGAGCCUCCUGCCCGUGGUCUCAGUUAACCCCCCACCCGACGGCGUGCGUCUCCCUGGGUCCUGUCACUUGGAGGGAGCGGACCCCUUGUGUUCAGAGCAGGUAGUCAAUCGGAAGGCCGCCCCAGCUGAAAGCAGGAGGAGAAACCUUCCUGAGAAACUUGACAAGUAUCCAUCCACUUUGCCAUUAUGAAAUUUAUCAUUUAAAAAAAAGUUCAGAUGCCUUCUCCUUUUGAGGGAAAAAGGGUGCUUUUCACUGUAUAAAGCAGCGUCUUGUGUAUCUCAAUAAACCAUUGUUUGAACUUCAGUCUUCAGCUGAUGGAGGAUGUUCUCGGCUUGUCCCCGAGAGGUCUCUGGGAAGCCUCUCCUCUUGCCCGAGGGAAAAAAGCAAAAAACCUCGGUGUUUGGGUGACGUGGAAAGCUCAGCAUUUAAGAACAUCUUUUUGUCUAGGUUUUCCUUCUGCUCUUUAUUGAAGACAAACAUUCACCAAAAAGGGAAGAAAAAAAAAAAAGGUUUUGAGAGAAACUGAUUUUCUUUGAUGAGACUAUUAUUUAAUAUUUUGGCCUCUCAAAGUUUUCCUAGUUAGAACUCAGAUUCCCUGUGCUAAUUGUUCAGCUUACAUAUUAUUACAUAGAUACACUGUUUAUUCUGUACCAAAUUGAUUUCAAAAGUACUGCAUUGAAAAUAAACUGGUGACUGUUUUUCUUCAUAAAGUUCUGCGUUUGGCAUCUUCAGUCUUUCCAAAAGGUAUCUGUACAUCAGAAAUGUCACUGUUCCGAGUGUCUUUUUAGCGCGGCUUUAGUGUGGCUUCCUUUUAAUAUUGUACAUACAUUGUACCGUUGUUUUAUGGUAAUGAGUAAUAAAAAUGUAGACUUCAUAUUUUGUACAAAAUGUCCUAUGUACAGAAUAAAAAAAAAGUUCAUAGAAACAGCAAAAAUAGGUAAGUGGCACAAUUAUUUUUCUUUAGAGAAUAUCUGUAACUUUAUGCUUUAGUGAAAUGUUAAGUACCUACAUAUUUUUUAACAUUUUGUAAUUCAGAACUUUUCGUUUUGACAUUGUUUAUGAAGAGAAACUUCAUACACUUGCCAUUUAAUAUGCUCUUUUAUCUAAUUUUAAAAGAAGAAAAACUCUAAAAAAUGGUGUAUUAUAUGGACUAAAUAAAGAACCUGUGAAUUUUA